CACCCUGAAGCCGUAUUCUGUUUCUUUCUUUUCUUUCUUUUUUUUGAAAGGAGGGCAAAAGCAUUGCCUCGUAUUCGGUUUCAGGGUUCGCAGAAGCUGACGUACAAGCCAUGGAUGCCAAGAAGCCAUAUUUCAUUGCUAUCAUCAUACAGGUGAUCUACACUGGCCUGUUCGUCGUCACCAAGGCAGCCUUCAACCAUGGGACGAACACCUUCAUCUUCAUCUUCUACCGCCAGGCAGCUGCCUCUCUCCUGCUGCUGCCUCUCGCCAUUAUUCUCGAACGGAAAAAUGCGCCGCCGAUGUCGAUCCGGCUGUUUGCCAAGCUUUUCUUGUAUGCUCUGCUUGGGAACACAAUAAGCUUUAACCUGUACAACACGGGCCUCAAGUACACUUCGUCGACGGUGGCAUCGGCGGCAGCCAGCUCGGUGCCCGUACUGACCUUCUUCUUCGCAGUCCUACUAAGGCUGGAAGUGAUCCGGCUGAGGCGCUUGUCGGGCGUGGCGAAGGUGGCCGGAGUGGGGCUAUGCCUCGGCGGCGUGCUGGUGAUCGCGCUCUACUCCGGGCCGGCGUUAAGCCCCCUGAACCACCACCGCGCGUUCGGCGGCGGCGCAGAGAGCGGAAGCAGUGGCGCGGCGACGAGGGCGAGGUGGGUGACGGGGACGCUCCUGAUGCUGCUGUCCAACGUGACGUGGUCGCUCUGGAUCGUGCUCAUGUCGCCGCUGCUCAACGAGUACCCCUGCAAGAUGCUGGCCACGGCGCUGCAGUCCCUGCUCAGCGCGGCGCAGUCGCUGGUGCUCGCGGCGGCGGCGGCGGCGCGGAACCCGGCGGCGCGGAGGCUGCGGCUCGACGCCGGCCUCCUCGCCGUCGCCUACUCCGCCGUCGCCGUCACCGGGGUCUCCUACUACCUCCAGGCGUGGUGCAUCCAGAAGAAGGGGCCCGUGUUCCUGGCCAUGUCCAGCCCGCUCAGCUUCGUCUUCACCAUCUUCUGCUCCUCCUUCUUCCUCGGCGAGGUCGUCCACCUCGGCAGCGUCGUCGGCGGGGUCCUGAUGGUGGCCGGCCUCUACAGCGUGCUCUGGGGCAAGAGCAAGGAGCACGACACGCUCACGGUCGCCGCCGGACAGCAGGAAGAAGACGCUGCUGCACCACCCGCUGCAGAGAGCAGCAGCAGCAGUGACAAUGAGAGCAAACACCAGCAGGGGAGAUUUGCGUCGGCAGAUCAACAAGUCUAGAACAAAUACACAUCAAAAUGAACUCGGAGUCUUAGAACUAAGAAAUAAACAGUGUCUGGUGAAUCCAAGUAACUAUACUCUCGUAUAGUAGUAACUAUACUCUAGUAUAGUUCUUUUUUUCUUUUCUUUGGGUAUGUGAUAAUUGAUAUACCACUUCACAAAUAUAUGGAGUAACUUGAAUUUUCACC
Messenger RNA from Oryza sativa Japonica Group (Japanese rice), 1417 nucleotides. RefSeq names its product WAT1-related protein At5g64700. Lineage: Eukaryota; Viridiplantae; Streptophyta; Magnoliopsida; Poales; Poaceae. The record is from RefSeq and is a predicted model, not a curated record. Gene Ontology annotation, molecular function: transmembrane transporter activity. Gene Ontology annotation, cellular component: plasma membrane.